Molecule: messenger RNA, 1533 nt
Organism: Morchella importuna
Lineage: Eukaryota; Fungi; Ascomycota; Pezizomycetes; Pezizales; Morchellaceae
Exons: 1
Coding region: 1-1533 (510 amino acids)
Source: RefSeq, a predicted model, not a curated record
AUGACCACCGCCCACCUCCUCACCUACCUCCUCCCCAUCACCUCCACCAAGCUCGGCCGCCUUACCACCAGCGCGCACCGCCCACACCAAAACUUCCACGACCCCCUCCCGCCACGCCCCAGCACCACCGAAAUGCACACCGCCCACCACACCAACUUCCGCGAAACCCGCACCUUCACCAAGCGCUCCCGCCUCAACGUCGGCCUCGCCGACCUCCUCUCCCUCCGCUUCACCACCACCUCCACCGGCGCCGCCACCCUCGCCGCGCCACAGACCACCACCAGCGACCUACAGAACUCCGACGUGUGGUUCGCCGAGGCGUGUGCGCAGCCCGAGACGCAGCGGUGGAUGCAGGCCGCCGCGAAGCGCGGCGACAGCGUGUACCUCGUUGUCGGCAUCCGCAGCGCGUGCAACGCCACGCUGACCUCCGAGCGCGCGGGCGGCGGGAGUAUGGGUGUGCUAGCGGUUGUGCCAGGGACGGCGCUGGUGCCGCCGGAGGCAGCGGUGGGGGGGCGGUGGGGCGGCGAGGGGGAGGUGGGGAUGAAGGCGGUGGGGGAGGUGGUGUAUGCGGUGCUGUACCGGAAGGUUCGGCUGCGGACGGUGUUUGCGAAGAGUGUGGAGGGGGCGGCGGUGCUGGAGGGCGGGUGCAGGUGGAGGGAGGUGUGGGAUUGGACGGUGUCGCAGAGGGAGAGGCAGGGGGGUUCUAUGCGCUCGCCGUGGAUGGGUCGUUUGCGCUCGCCGUUGACGGGUAGCUAUAUUCCUCUCAAGGGUGAGGACGUGGGUGGCCGGGGUGAAGAGGUGGACAUGGGGAUCUCCGGUGGCGGCGGGGAUGGGGCGCUAGAUGCGCUGUUGGAGAAACUCAGGACAGAGAACCCGAGUCUUAGACAGCAGCGGCGUCGGGCGAGGGUCCGGGCCCAGAGGAGGGCUCGCAUAGCGGCGGUGGAGGGAGAAGGAGGAGUAAAAGAAGGAGAAGAAGAAGAAGGAGAGGAACUGUCUUUUUGCAUUCUAUCUGAGAUAGCGCGCCGUAGGGUGAGGCCUGGGCAGUUGAACCCCGUCGCCGUCCCCCCCGAUUGUGAUGCGCCAAAGUCGGGGCCGGAGCGGCCACAGAGGACCCUAUCCGCCCUGGAGAAGGUGAUCGCCGAGAAACAUCACAAGAUCGAAAUUAACAUGUUGCCAUUCCCAUUCCCGGAGGAUAUUGGGUGGUCGCGCCCUGCCAUAGCAGAGCGGCGGCCACAGAGGACCCGACCCGACCUUGUUAAAGCGGUCGCUGAGAGACAGAACACGAUCAGCAAUGACAUGUGGCUAUUUCCAGGGCAGGACGAUAUCCAGAGGUCACGUCCUGUCAUACCAGAGGCGCCCCCUCUUCCGACGCAGGCGGAUAUGGGGGCCCCGCCCGUGCAGGAGGAGGGGGAAGUGCACUGGGAGGCAUCGCUGGACGACGACGAGUGGUGGGUUGUAGAGGAGGAUGUGGAGGAGGAGGAGGAGGAGGAUAUCUAUUCCCUUAUAUCUGAUGGUGAGGGAUGGCAGUUGUAG